AGCGCAAUGUGACGCACGCAAGCUGCAAGCCGUGAUCCUCCUGCGAGAGAGCCGCAUAUCCCGCGCCUUCCCUCUCCGGCCUCAUCCACUUGCUCUCUAGCGGGCGGCAGGGUAGCGGGGCAACCCGGGACGCGAGCAGAAAUUUGAGCUUGCCGGCUCGCCGUCGUUCGUGGGCGGCCAUCUUGUGUGCGGUUGUGGUACCACCAGCAGGAGCAGCAGCAAGCAGCGGCGGCGGCAGUAGGAGCUGAUCGCCGGCUCCAGGCCUUUCUCCUCGGGUGGGUUGCUGCCGCGGUUGUGUGGAAGCCAUGUCUGCGGAGAGCCCGGAGCCCGCUUCGGCGGAGGAGCAGAAGGAAAUGGAAGACAAGGUGAUUAGUCCUGAGAAAGCUGAAGAAGCAAAGUUGAAGGCCAGAUAUCCUCAUCUGGGACAAAAGCCUGGGGGCUCAGAUUUCUUGAGAAAGCGGCUCCAGAAAGGACAAAAGUACUUCGAUUCUGGGGAUUACAAUAUGGCUAAAGCAAAGAUGAAGAAUAAGCAGCUCCCUACUGCAGCUCCUGAUAAGACCGAAGUUACAGGUGACCACAUUCCCACUCCACAGGACCUUCCACAGCGGAAACCCUCUCUUGUUGCUAGCAAGCUGGCUGGCUGACUAGAUGGCAGAACUGCAUGAAUCUUCUCAUUCCCUUAAUAUUUCCUUAAUAGUUACUUCUCACAUUUUUCGUUUCCACUAAGUCAUUGACUGACCGCUUUGCAGGUAGUGGUAGCUUGUGCUGCUAUUGUAAGAGAGUCCUGUUAAGAAUUAAGUUGUGUAGUCCAUGGAAGAAUUGAGAACAAUGCACUGAUUUUAAAAAAGGACAUGUUUUGUUAGAGCAAUGUAAAGAAAUCUACUUGAAAAAAUGUACAUAUUACCUAUUUGCUAGUGUAGGGCUGGUUCCAGCAAGUGACAUAGCAGGUUUGACAAUUUUUUAUGUUUCUGCUUUCUUUAGUUCACCUUAGUUACAGCAUAGUAUGUUUCUAUUGAAUACAACCACCUGUUGUGUUUCUUGUGUUUGGUUUUGUAAACUAGAGGUUUUAGACCGCAAGUUGCUAGAUGGUAAAGCAUGUAUUUAAAAAAAAAGAAAAAAAGAUGGGGCUCUGACUUAAUUUGUGUAUCUGCUCUUGAACUUGAAUGGCCUUAAACCUACUUCAGCUUUAACAAUAGAUUUUUUACUUGGGCAAUAUUUGCUCAUUUUGGUGUAAUUCUUGUAAAACUCGUGCUUAUUGACAACUGCCUGUUGAAGCUGGUAUUCCUUUUGGUCCUGUAGCGUAGAACACAUUUUUGAAGUGAAUGAAGUGUGCAUGUGCAUAGACUGAAUUCACUUUUGUGCCAUUUCUGUAAAUAAGAUGGUUUUGCACAACUUUUGCAAAUAUCUGUUAACUUUACAUUUUAAAAAAUGUGCCAACUGGAAGCACAAAUAAUUCUGUACCUUUGAAAGUCAUAAUCCUCAUUUGAGUCAAACUAUGUUACUGAAAAUAACAGACUUCUGCGUUUAAAAUCUGGAAAUCACUUAAAGAACUAUGAUAGAAAGGCUUUGCUAGUAUAUCCUUUUUCUGUGUCGACAAUAACCUACAGUGAUUAGUCUAAAUAUAUACUAUAGAUACAAAACACUUUAGCUAGUAUACCUAAGGCAAAGUACUUCAAGGGGGCUAAGAUAGUUUAAAGGCAAGUAUAUCACAUUAAGCAACUUGUAGAUAACUAGGGUAUUCCAAAUCUACUCCAACAUCUGCAUCUUUUAAAAUCUAUGCAGGAUAUUUUGGAAUGUGAAAAUAUGGAUACAUUUUGAUGCUAUUAGAGGUCUCUGACACAUAAAAUAACAUCUAAUUCAGUAGUUGUUAAGUAAUCCAUACAUUUGGAUUGGGAAGUGUUAGUUAAUUUUUUUUACAUAUAUUGUAGUGAUUCAUGAUAAACAUUCUAAGUCUUUAUUUGUCAGAAUAUGUUAUUAAUACUACAGCAGGAGUGGUUCAGUGAGUUGACCUAUUUGUCUUGGAUAUUGGAUAGAAAUGACAGUGAAAACUUGUUAAUAUCUACGGUGGUAUUUUUGUUUGUGCUAAAGGAAUUUCAUAUUCUUUUUGCCUGACACCUUCACUGUAAAAGAAACAAGACUCUGCUGGCUUCUUCCAAGAGGAUUCUUUGGGCGAGGGGAACAGUUGUCAAAAGAGCUUACCUUUUUGUUUUGUUUUGCAACCCCCCCCCUUAAAAAGGAAAUCUGAGACAAUACAGCUAAUAAUAUAAACAUGUUAGUUCCGACCUAUAAUACUAAUCAAGAGACAUGGUUUCAAAGGUACUGAUUUUUACUCCCAUUGUCUUCAUCUCUCAAUUUUUUUUAAAAAAAAUCUUAUCCUUGUUUCUGUAUCAAAAUUGGGUAUAUUAAAAUAUUUGGGUGAUAGGUUUAUAUAUAUACUGGAAAUUAGGGCUGUUUUUUCAUUAUCUGUUCUGUCUUAAAUGAGGAAAAUACAUGCAAAGUCUCUAGCAUAUCAGUUUUUGUCUAUGGGUAGUAAUUCAGCAAGUAAUUCAGUAAUUCGUUGUACAGUAUCUAAUUUUGAUUUCAUCUCCCUGUAACAUGAAUAUAUUCACAGAAACAGACUUAAUAGCAAAGUUAAUACCUUGUUAUUAGUGAAGUGAAGUUGAGGAGAACAGCCCUCUGUUUAAUGCAAGAGGAACAAGGUAACAUUAAGUGGCUUUUUAUUGAAGGCUGCUAAUGUACAUUCACAAUUUAUUUUUGUAGAAAUAAGUAAAAGCUAGGCUUUCUGAAAAGUGACUGGCCUAAAAGUAGUAGUUCUGAACAGCAAAUGACUUUGAAUAUUUCCUAGUUGCUACUACACCACAAAUCAUAGUUAGAUGAGCUGGUUUGACAUAUAGGGAGGUAUAAAUAGCCAUGUAAAUCUAAACAUUCCAUUUCCCCAGUUACAGUUGGCUAUUUUAUAUUAUUGUUGUGACUGUGCAAAUUUUCCAUGUCCACCAAACAAUUAAAAUGUUAAAGACUGUAAAGAGAACAUAAGCUGGUGAUCCAUAAGAAUAUAUACUACAGUACCAACCAGUUCAGUCUGAUGUUGGACCCGUGUCUCCGGAUAGACCUCAACUGAAGAUAGUUUGAUCAUCUAUGCUGUGAAGGAGACAAGGAGCUAGAUCAACAAUCAUUUUAUAGAAGAGCAAGUGGAUUACUAACUUUCAACUUUAAGCUUACUCCAACAAGAUAAAGCUGUAAAACUUGUGUACAUACUGUAUAAUAUGAGUUUUACCGUUUGAUAAAAUGACCUUUUUCAGAGAUCUAUCUGCACUAUAGUCUAGCAAUCGAUCAGCUUUAUGCAGUGAUUAGUAGUGCUUGAGUAUGUCUAUAAUGAAGACAGUAUGUUGUAACCCCCAAACUCUUCCCAGUAGUUAACUAGUGGAAUAAUCAAGUGAUUCAGAAGUGUUCUUCCCCUCACUCCCAUCCCAUCCAUUCAUUAUUCAUUGUCAUAGGAGAGUGCGUGUGUGCAGAGGCCACAAAAGAACUGUUUGGUUUGAUAUAUUCCUUAAUGCAUUUUUGAUGCUGAAGUGGUGAAAAUUUCAGUUGCUCCUUACCAACAUCCACCUUGUAUAGUAUGCAUAAUAAAUUCAUCUAAUUAGUUUUCAUCGCUCUGUAGAAGUUUGUCUGGUCUCUUACUGUGUUUACUUCCACAACUCAUUUAAUCUUUUAGCUUAAAAAGUCCCAAAAGAACUUGCUUUGCACUUCUAUGACUAGGCCUGUUUUUGUAGUGUAUGUUCAACUACAAAAAUAUAACAUACUUUAUUGUAACUACCUUUAUAUACAGCAGUACCUAUUUUUCUAAUAACAGUAUUAAAGCUUAUUGUUUGACUUUAAUUCCAUAACAGGCUUGUUUCUAUGCAUAUGAUAUGUAAGUGUUGUUUGUGGUAAUUAACCUGAACUUUAACUGAACAGUAAUAACCUUCAGAUGGGAUUAUUAUUAUAGGGUCUAAAGCAAGAGUUGGAGAAGCCCUUUAAUGCCCUAGUCAAUCUGGUGCUUUCUAAUACAAAGACCAAGGUGCCCAACAACCUCUAGCUGGACGUUUAUUGAUCACCAAGACUUACUUAGAAUGCAAAUAUCUGCAAACUGCAGCUUCAGCUCACAAUCGAAGAAAAUAAUCUAACCUGCAUUCAUUCAGUCAAUCUGUCCUGUCUUGUCUACUUUGACUGGUAGUGACUGUUAUAUUUUUACUGGGCACAAUGGCGUUUGAACCUGGAACUUGCAUUCAAAGCAUGAAAGCAACUGCACAUUUUCUCUGCCAUGCUGAAUGCAUUUCAUUUCCUGUGCCUUGCGGUCUAUCAGUUGUUUACAAUGGAACUUAGGUUUGUAAAGCCGUUUGAGUAAUGGCCAGCUGGGCUGCCCAAUGAUUGCCUAUUUCUUUUAAUAAAUACAUAUACAAAUUGUAUUGGUCAAUCAAAUACAGGUUAUAGCCAUGAAUAGUAGAUCUAGCAUUAUGAAGAAAUAUGGCAGCCAGCCCUUACCUUAUGCCACAAUGCCUCUAUUCUACAUCCACUGUUGGGAAUCAGUAUGCCUCUGAAUACCAGUUGCUGAGAAUCACAAGGAGAGUACUGUUGCACUUGGGGUCCUGCUCACAGGCAUCUGGUUGGCCAAAGAGAACAGAACGCUGGUCUUGAUGGGCUUUUGGUCUGAUGCAGCAGGGUUAUUAUGUUCUAAAUUGGGUCAAUGCCACCCUCCCCAACAGAGGCUAUUGAAGAGGCUGAGACACCUG
Messenger RNA from Zootoca vivipara (common lizard), 4769 nucleotides. It is a transcript of the gene ARPP19, whose product is annotated as cAMP regulated phosphoprotein 19. Gene Ontology annotation, molecular function: protein phosphatase inhibitor activity. Gene Ontology annotation, cellular component: cytoplasm. Lineage: Eukaryota; Metazoa; Chordata; Lepidosauria; Squamata; Lacertidae. The record is from RefSeq and is a predicted model, not a curated record.